Molecule: messenger RNA, 1418 nt
Organism: Eucalyptus grandis
Lineage: Eukaryota; Viridiplantae; Streptophyta; Magnoliopsida; Myrtales; Myrtaceae
Product: zinc transporter 6, chloroplastic
Exons: 2
Coding region: 257-1261 (334 amino acids)
Biological process (GO): zinc ion transmembrane transport
Cellular component (GO): plasma membrane
Molecular function (GO): zinc ion transmembrane transporter activity
Source: RefSeq, a predicted model, not a curated record
CGUCUCCAAUCUCCAUCGCCUCCUCCGCACCAUAAGAUCUCUCCCCAAGUCCGCCACGAAACAGGAACCGACAAGAAAUACAUUCACGAGCCGCCGUCACUGACUCGGCCGACGACGAAGACGACGAGGAAGACGAAGGAGGAGAAGGAGAGCGAAAGUUGAGCAGCAGCAGUAGAAAGCAGAUUUGAACGGUAGCUGGACCUUGCAGUUCCAGCAGAAGCAGGAGGAGGAGGAGGAGGAGGAGGAGGAGGGAGAUAUGGGGAGGUGCGUGACCGACACGGCGCGGGCCCUGGCUUGCCGGAACACCGUGGCGGCGACCCAUCUCAAGCUCAUAUCCCUGCUCGUCAUCUUCGUCACCAGCGUCGUCGGCAUCUCCUCCCCGGUCCUCCUGGCCCGCUACUUCCAGGGCAAGCCCGCCUACGACAAGGCCGUCCUCGUCAUCAAGUGCUUCGCCGCCGGCGUCAUCCUCUCCACCUCCCUCGUCCACGUCCUCCCCGACGCCUACGACGCCCUCUCCGACUGCGCCGUCGCCUCCCGCCACCCCUGGAGGGACUUCCCCUUCGCCGGCCUCGUCACCCUCUGCGGCGCCCUCCUCGCCCUCCUCGUCGACAUCACCGCCAGCUCCCACGUGGAGCAGGGCCACCACCACCAGGCCCCCUACAAGCCCAUCGGGACCCACGAGGAGAAGAAGCUGGCCGAGCUUGGGGUCGCCGAAUCGGGCGACGUCGGGGCCAGCUGCGGCGUCGAUCAGGCCGAGGAAUUGUUGAAGCUGAAGCAGAGGUUGGUGUCGCAGGUGCUGGAGAUCGGGAUAAUAUUCCACUCGGUGAUAAUUGGGGUCACCAUGGGCAUGUCUCAGAACCAAUGCACGAUUAAGCCUCUCGUCGCCGCCUUGGCGUUUCACCAGAUUUUCGAAGGCAUGGGUCUCGGCGGUUGCAUUGCUCAGGCGGGUUUCAACUUGGGGACAACAGCCUACAUGUGCUUCAUGUUCUCAGUGACGACUCCAGUGGGGAUAAUACUGGGGAUGAUCGUGUUCUCGGUGACGGGUUACGACGACAGUAGUGCUAACGCUUUGAUCAUGGAGGGCCUAUUGGGAUCUCUGUCGUCCGGCAUACUCAUAUACAUGGCACUCGUAGAUCUCAUAUCGGCGGAUUUUUUCCAUAACAAGUUGAUGGAGUCAUCUGGGCUGUGGUUGAAGAAGGCAUCAUUUGUUGCUCUUACUCUUGGUUCUGCAUCUAUGUCCGUCCUCGCCCUGUGGGCUUAAAUAGAUUUUGUAGAUAAAUCAGGCAAUGAACGAUGCCAUCAUGUAAAACCCAAGUUGUCGAAUAGAACAUGGAUGAAGCAUAUGGAAAGGAAAAGAUGUGUUAUUGAUCUCUGGGGUUGAAUCUUAAUUACGAAGUCAUGCACGAGUCAUAGCUUUA